Messenger RNA from Recurvomyces mirabilis, 1518 nucleotides. RefSeq lists its product as uncharacterized. Gene Ontology annotation, biological process: oxalate metabolic process. The transcript has 3 exons. Bases 1 to 1518 code for a protein of 505 amino acids. The record is from RefSeq and is a predicted model, not a curated record. Gene Ontology annotation, cellular component: outer membrane-bounded periplasmic space. NCBI's taxonomy places the organism in Eukaryota, Fungi, Ascomycota, Dothideomycetes, Mycosphaerellales, Teratosphaeriaceae.
AUGAAGUUCGCCACGUCCAUUGCCGCCAUUGCUGGCUUGACUACUGUCGUGUCAGCCCGACCUGCUCCAAGGACAUGGAAACGACAGAACGAUGCUGUUGUCAGUGAGCCAGGUGCAGACGCUAUCGACAACUCGGCCAUUCCAUACGCCGCUGUAGGGCCUGUUGGCGCACAGGGAAACAUCUACGGCUCGGAGGCUCUCCUCGGCUCUGCAGGAGACAGUGCCAAAGCUACUGAAGAGGAAGAUGCAGAUCUCGGGUUGUACCUCGACAUGACCAGCACUCCCAACCCGCAGCCUAUUCGUGGUGACAGUGGAGCUACUGACCCAGGUCCUCGCAAUCUGCCCAUCGACCGCCAGAACCCGGAUGCUCUCGCCAGACCUGGGACAGAUAUGGGCUCCAUACCUAACGCGAAGUGGCCGAUGGGUCUUUCGAGCGCACGACCGGGUACUGGUGGUGGUCAGCCUGGAUGGGCAAGGCAGGAGAACACAGACCAGUUGCCUGUCGCCACUGCUAUGGCUGGUGUCGACAUGCGUCUCGGACCUAAUGCUUACCGGGAGCUUCAUUGGCAUUCUGCGAAUGAGUGGUCGUACAUCCUGUCGGGUAGUGUUCGUAUUGCUGCUGUCAAUCAGAACGGGCAGUCUUUCGUCGAUGACUUGCAGGCAGGUGAUUUGUGGUUCUUCCCGGCCGGUGUGCCACACAGCAUCCAAGCCACAGACGAAGGCGUGGAAUUCCUUCUGGUGUUCAACCAGGGCGACUUCUCGGAGGACGGCACCGAUCUCGUGUCCGAGCUCUUCGCUCGCAAUCCUCUCGAAAUCCUCGCCAAGAAUUUCCAGACCGACGUCAGCACGUUCAAGAACAUUCCCAAGGACCAACGCUACAUUUUCAACGGAUCUCCAGAUAACACAACGCUCGAGGAAGCACGCAAAGCCGUCACUGGACCAGCCGGACCACUUCCAGCCAAUGAGUCGUACAGCUACCAUCUCUCAGCACAAGACCCUUACACCGUUCCUGGUGGCAGCGUUAAGAUUGUUGAUCCAAGCACUUUCCCGAUCGCCAACAACUUCUCCAUGGCUCUUUUCACCAUCGGACCAGGUGCGAUGCGUGAGAUCCACUGGCACUUGACAUUCGAUGAAUGGAAUUUCUUCCUUCAAGGCAAUGCCCGUGUGACAGUCUUCUCCGGCCCACAGGCAUCGCGCACCUUUGACUUCCAGGAAGGUGACGUCGGUUACGUUCCCGUCGCAUCCUCGCGCUAUGUCGAGAAUGUCGGCACCACGCCCGUGGUAUACAUGGAAGUCCUCCAGGCGCCACGAUACAUCGACAUAUCUGCCGCGCAGUGGUUAGGUCUCACCCCUAGUCAUGUGGUCAAGGAUACAUUGAAUGUGCCGCAGGCGUUCAUUGAUACCUUGCCGAAGACCAAGAGGUAUAUCGUUCCGGGCAACACGAACUUGACGACUACGAACUUCACUGUUGCGAGCUAUCCUAAUGCUGCAUUGAGUGCGACAAGCGGGAGCUCUUGA